GGAACCGGACAUUGUUCCUUCUGGCGCGUCUGAGAAGCGCAGGAACAAAUGCCAGUGUUAUGAAUAGUUCCUUUUCUAGAACAAAGUCACACGCAUGUCAUGCGAAAGCAUCUACGAGGCUUUUUUCCCCUUUCAGUUCAACAACCCGGUGUUCAGACUCGUUUUAAAAACAUCUCUUCUCCUCCAGCUGCAUUUGUAGACUAAACUGUUGUCUCACUUUGUUGUCUCUGUGUCAGACGAGGUGCAAAUCCCGAAGAAAUUUACUUCCUCCACCUCUUCUUCCAUCUCCUCCUCCACAUCGUCGUGGUGCAGCAGCAGCCAACGCGGUGAGUGCGUCCUGCAGCAGCAGCAGCCGCAACAACAGCAGCAGCUGGAGCAGGAGCAGCAUCGCACAUGUCGUUUUCUGGACGACCUGAUAACCGUCUUAAACCGAGUCAAACAAGGUAUUCCCCGGGGAUCCGUGAAUACCGAUGGCUUCAUGUAUAGAUAUUGUCUCUGAAAAUUACGCAUCGAGCCCUUGCAGCUGAGGUGCGGUAGCACUGAGGGGAGCAAUCUCAGUGCAUCCCUUUGAACACACACACACACACACACGCACACAGCCUUUUGGAUACAACACUUCACAAGAGACAAUGAGAGGCUACCUGCUGACUGCAAUCUUUCUUCUGCCCUUGGUGGCCUCAGAGUCCGAGCACUGCCUAAUCAAGCAUGAACACGAGAAAUGCAUGGAGAUGAUCAUGCUGCAGAACCCCAGCGAUGACAUUGAAUCGAUGUGUCCGUGGAUGUGGGACAACCUGACCUGCUGGCAGGCGGCCAAUGUUGGUGAAGUUGUGGUGUUCAACUGCAAGGAGCUCUUCCGUGACUUCAUGGACCCUGUGGAUGAGUUGGGGAAGGUCAGUCGUAACUGCACCGAGGACGGUUGGUCUGAACCCUUCCCUCACUAUGCGGAUGUGUGCUUCUUCUAUGACAACACCACUAAACCUGACAUUUACUAUGCCUCAGUCAAGGCCCUGUACACAGUUGGCUACAGCACAUCGCUGGUGUCUCUGACUACAGCCAUGGUCAUUCUCUGCAGGUUCAGGAAGCUCCACUGCACCAGGAACUUCAUUCACAUGAACCUGUUUGUGUCCUUCAUCCUGAGAGCCAUCUCAGUCUUCAUCAAGGAUGGGGUGCUGUACGCUCAGGAAGACAGCGACCACUGCUUCGAACACACAGUGGCGUGUAAAGCAGUGAUGAUUUUCUUUCAUUACUGUGUGAUGUCCAACUAUUUCUGGCUGUUUAUUGAAGGUCUUUAUCUCUUCACUCUCCUGGUGGAGACUUUCUUUCCUGAAAGACGCUACUUCUACUGGUACACUAUCAUAGGAUGGGGAACUCCCACCAUCUGUGUUACUGUCUGGGCUGUUCUGAGGCUCCACUUUCACGACACUGGAUGCUGGGAUACAAAUGAUAACACUGCCCUCUGGUGGGUGAUCAAAGGACCUGUUGUGGCCUCCAUCAUGAUCAACUUUGUCCUCUUCAUUGGAAUAAUCAUCAUACUGGUGCAGAAGCUUCAGUCCCCUGACAUCGGAGGAAACGAAUCAAGCAUUUAUCUCAGCUGUGCUCAGAAAUGCUUCAGUGAGCCCACACAGGCUGUUCAGCAUUCGUGCAGGAUGUCAGAGUUAUCCACCAUCACACUGCGUCUGGCGCGGUCCACCCUCCUGCUCAUCCCCCUGUUUGGUAUUCACUACACUGUGUUCGCCUUCUCACCUGAAGAUGUCAGCAAGAAAGAGAGACUGGUCUUUGAGCUAGGACUGGGAUCCUUCCAGGGCUUUGUUGUAGCUGUCCUCUACUGUUUCCUCAAUGGAGAGUUUCUCCCUGAAGGUGCAGUCGGAGAUCAAGAGGAAAUGGCGCAGCUGGACAGUGAACAGGUACUUUGCUGUGGACCUGAAGCAGCAAAGGCACCCUUCGUUGGCCAGCAGUGGAGUGAACGGCGGGACUCAGCUGUCGAUCCUCAGCAAGAGCAGCUCCCAGAUUCGCAUGUCCAGCCCACUGGCGGAGAAUGUCAACAUCAGCCUCCCAACCUGAGCGUCUGAUUGGCAGGAGUCAACUUUAAGGUGCCGUUCCGCUUAUGUACGUCCAGACCAACCAGAGCAGAACAAAGUGGUCCCUCAUAACUCUUACAUUCUAUAGGUAGGCCUUCCGAAAAUGAGAUGUUUCUGAAAGCAUUUACUGGAGAUUCUUUAGAGGUGCAUAGCUGACUUUCAUACUUUAUAACCUCAUUUGGAUAUACAAUAUCAUUUUAGUAUUUUAGUUGACUCUGAUUGCGAUCUUUCCUGAUUAAUGAUUGAUAUCUUGACAUCUUAACUGACAAAUUCCACUACAUAGAUUAAAACAGAAACUUAAUAGAAAUUCCCUUUCUACCAAUGUUUUCUAUUUAAAAUGUUUUAAAUAACACUGAUUGAGUGUUGUUGGCAAAAAUGGUACCAACUGUAAAAAAAAAGAAAAAAAAAAAUUGUGAACAGUUAAACAUCAAAUGUAGGGAGUCGUUUGUGUUUCAAGUAGAUGUGCUUCACAGUGCCAUACAGGUUGCCUGACUGGAUCCUCUUACAGGAUCUUUUGCAGUCCAAAGUUAAAUAACAACCGCGUUCGCCUUGCUUGUACAAAUGCUCAUUGUUUAAAUGUUUCAUCUUAAAUUUAAACACAUUUUUCUACAAUCAGCCGUAAGUACAGAGUAUGUCAAAAGAUAAAUAGGGGGGCUCAUGGACUUUGUAAAUAAUUACCAUUACGAUCAGGAACGCAGUAUUGUAAUGACCUUUUACAAACAAAAGCAACUGGAGCCCAAAUCUGUAGAUUUCGUCACACAUCCUUAGGACCCCAAAGUUUCCACCCCCUAUAUUCUGACAAUUUUUUUAUAUUGACUAAACAGUAUUUGAAAGAACAUAGUGCCAAAAUGAAUGAGCACUGUAGGUCAGUGGUUUAAUCUGAGGGGUUGUGACAUGUCAGAUACAACUUAAAAAAGAAAAUCAACAUUUUUUGCCAUUAAAUUGUGUUUAUUAGCUAUUUUUCAUGUAAAACCAGAUACUUUGAUGUCUUCAGGCUUCUAAAAA
This is a messenger RNA of Etheostoma cragini (Arkansas darter), 3083 nucleotides long. RefSeq names its product adenylate cyclase activating polypeptide 1a (pituitary) receptor type I (gene adcyap1r1a). The transcript has 15 exons. Lineage: Eukaryota; Metazoa; Chordata; Actinopteri; Perciformes; Percidae. Gene Ontology annotation, biological process: adenylate cyclase-modulating G protein-coupled receptor signaling pathway; cell surface receptor signaling pathway. The coding region runs from base 630 to 2069 and encodes 479 amino acids. Gene Ontology annotation, molecular function: G protein-coupled peptide receptor activity; peptide hormone binding; vasoactive intestinal polypeptide receptor activity. The record is from RefSeq and is a predicted model, not a curated record. Gene Ontology annotation, cellular component: plasma membrane; neuron projection.